Messenger RNA from Racocetra persica, 126 nucleotides. The record is from the annotation of a GenBank genome assembly. NCBI's taxonomy places the organism in Eukaryota, Fungi, Glomeromycota, Glomeromycetes, Diversisporales, Gigasporaceae.
CCAUUUCAACGUAUACAAGUAGAGGCUCCAGCCAAUUUUAAAGAAAUAUGUUCUUCUUUCGUGAAAAACUUUCGUAAUGAACCUGUAGAAUUUGCACUACAAAAAUAUUUUCACGAUAACACUUAG